GUCAAGAUGAUUUUGGCGUCCGAAACUCCGGUCAAGAUAAUAUGCCGCAGCAAUAGAGUUUGUCGGUGCUUUCUUUAGCUCGUAAGCGACAUGCGGCGAACGUCCGUACCAGGAUAAAAAAGUAGCUGUACUAGAACUAGCAAUGCAAAACAUGAUGGCAUAAUCCGCAUCUGAGCUGCAACGCAGUAGCUGCUUUAUCUGUGAAACUUCUAGCAUCACAUUGACUUAAAAAUAUCGUUGAGACCGUAUUGAGUAUCUACAUUUCAAUACAUCAUCACGUAGCUGCUUUAACUACAUGCGGUCGAGAAAGAGCGACUUUUACUAGCCAUUCCCUUGUUCGGCGACGUCGAGCAAAACAGGCCGCAUCUUCGCGGACCGCAUACAAGCACAUCAAUUUUCCUGGCCGUAUUUCUAGCAGGCAGCAAUUGUAACUGCAUCUUCUCGUCCCUUCUCGCGCCUCGGACGAUUGACGAUACUUUCACACGACUUGUUUCCGCCGUCUGAGAAAAACCCCUAUGGCUGUGAUGAGCGAAGUACCCAGAUCGCCAACACCGGACGAAAAUGCGGACGAGGAGCCGCCGAGGUACAGUAGUAGAGUUAUGCAUUGCAAAUAUGUCUGGGUCUGGAAGAAUGCAAACUUGUGAUGCGCAUUUCCCAACACAUAAAAAUCUCUCAUGCAUAGGCAGCAAGAGUUGCCCACUUUCUGUCACCAAAGUGGGGCAUUUGUCAUGCAGAUUCGGCAUUGCGGAAGCUUCUCGAAACCUGUGAUGCUAGAGCUUCCAUGCUAGACCUUCUGUGUCAUGCAAAAGCAGCGUGACUCUUGCAGACCCAGACAUUUUUGCAUUUGAUAACAGUGGAGUACUUACAAUUUUCUAAUUCUGAGUACACACUACACAUUUCUUUUUCUGGAUGUUGUGCUGUCACGGGAAAUUCAUUCUUGCGGUGUGUAAAAAUUUGAAUUCGUCGUGCAGGUCGUGGUCGUUGUCGUACAAUUGAGAAUGAAAAACUUCCAGGUCACCACCUCCCACCGACGCACCAAACGGCCAGGCAAACGGCAACGGUGCUAUGAAAAUGGACGAAACGUCAAUUUUGUGUAUGGACAAGCUGUGUCGUGUGCUGUGCUCAUCUUCAUUCUAAGCGUCAUGGAAAUUCACAGCUAAGUAGUUUCGCAGAAGAAAGAUCAGGCUUUUCGGAUGCUGAAAAACUUGACAAGCCAAACCACGAGCACGACACAGAGUGUUUACUUACUCGAAGUAGUGCUGUUUUUCCAAAUCCAUACCUCGCCAGCCAGCAUUUCCGAGCGGGUAUGGCGCCGACGGUCUGCACGACUUUGAGAAGAUAAAUAACGAGCUGCUCGGAGCAGAAAUAGUACAGAAAUUUUUUCGAAGGGAUUUUUUGUCCUGCGAUUGGUGUCGCUGACAUUCAGACAAAUUGUCUUUGUUCUGUGAGUGCGGUAGUUCUAGAAUCAAUACAGGGGCAGCGCAUGAUGGGCAUGAUGUCUCAACAGACUCGAACUUGUUGCAUCUAAUAUCAAAACCAAUAAAACAGACACUGAAAGUUCCGCACCCCGAAAAAGGCGACUCGGCCUUUAUACAGAUGCACAUGGGUCACGAUGUGGCAAGGGCGAAGCACCUUCUGGCCGCGCAGUGGGGGGUGCCGUACAGCAGUUUGAAGCUCUUCAUAGACGGCAAACUGAUGAUGGAUCCCCUCUCACUGUGUGACAUCGCAGCCGUAAGAGAAAACGAAGCCAUGGGAAUGGUGGAAAUCAAGGCCGAGCUGACAUCAUAGAAGUGCUGUACUUUUUGGAUUGAGAAUUGUCACUCUGGUUUGUUGUUGCUUGAAAUGAAAGACAAGCAUCGCAUGGAAAACUCCAACAUGAAAUUCCAUCUUCGCGCAGAACGAUUCUAGUAGUCCAUGUUUAUGUUUUCUCUCAGCAGGUAGAAAAGGCUGGGCCCGACGAGUAGUUUGCUGCUCCUUUUGUCUCUCAUGGGAAGAAUGUGGGUUCUUGAGUCACGCCGACGGUAGUUCCUUCGUGCUAGUAGACGCAAGCCUGUUCUUCUUUUGUACCAAAAAUUAUGCUGACUCUGCAUACUAGGC
This is a messenger RNA of Amoebophrya sp. A120, 2097 nucleotides long. Lineage: Eukaryota; Dinophyceae; Syndiniales; Amoebophryaceae. The record is from the annotation of a GenBank genome assembly.